AUGUUUAACUUUGCAAGGAAGAAGUCGUCCGAGUCCGAGGCGGCAGCUCGCGAGACCGUCGCCGCCGCCGACGCACCGUCUAAGCCGUUCCGCGAGGCCAUCGUCCCUGUCAUCGCGUGCGGCGCCGGUCUGUUCUCUGACGGGUACAUCAACAACGUCAUCGGGUCCGUCACCACGGUCCUCGCGCUCCAGUACGGCGACCUCUACAAGACGUCCAACGCGAAAAAGUAUGUCGGCGACAUCGCCUUCGCCGGCACCGUCGUCGGCCAGCUGGCCUUUGGCUGGCUCGCCGACCACUGGUCGCGCACCAACUCGUUGCUCGUCUCCACCGUCAUCCUGGUCGUCUUCACCGCCCUCGCCGCCGGCUCCUACUACAAGAGCGAGCCCGUCGGCAUGUUCAACAUGCUGGCCGCCUGGCGCUUCUUCGUCGGCAUCGGCAUUGGAGGCGAGUACCCGGCCGGUAGCGUCGGCGCCGCCGAGUCCACGGGCGAGCUCAAGUCGGGCUCGAGGAACCUUUGGUUCAUCAUGUUCACCAACACAAUGAUUGACUGGGGUUUCGUCAUCGGCGCAUUCGUACCGUACGUGGUCGCCGCCGCCUGCCAAAACGGGCACUACAGCACCAUCUGGCGCACCAGCCUGGGCAUCGGCGUCGUCUUCCCCAUUUUCCUCUUCGUCCUCCGCCUCUUCGUGAAGGAGCCCGCCGAGUUCACCAAGAACUCGAUGCGCUACGCCAAGACGCCGUACCUGCUGUCCCUCAAGUUCUACGGCUGGCGUCUCUUCGUCGUCAGCUUGAUCUGGUUUAUCUACGACUUCUCGGCCUACUCUUUCGGCAUCUACUCUUCCACGAUCCUGAGCAACCUGUACGGGGACACGGCCCCGCUCACGACCGUCUUCGGCUGGAACACCGUCAUCAACCUGUUCUACAUCCCCGGCACCAUGCUCGGCGCGCCCGCCUCCGACUGGCUUGGCCCGCGCUACGCCCUCGCCCUCGGCGUCUUCCUGCAGGCCGUGGUCGGCUUCAUCAUGGCCGGCGACUACUUCAACCUGUCGCAGCCCGGCAUGGUCGGUGGCUUCGUCGUCGUCUACGGCGUCUUCCUGGCCCUGGGCGAGUUCGGGCCCGGAAACAACAUCGGCUUGUUGGCCGCCAAGACCUGCGCGACGGGUAUCCGUGGAAAAUAUUACGGUGUCGCGGCGGCUAUCGGAAAGAUUGGCGCUUUCGUGGGCACUUGGGUGUUCCCCUACAUCCAGGCAGCCGCGGGCGACAACGCCGUCGCCUCGGCCCAGUACCCGUUCUGGGUCUCGUCUUCCCUGUGCGUCCUGUCCGCCGCCCUGGCCGUGUUCUGCCUGCCGCACAUCGGACAGGACACCAUCGCCCUCGAGGACGCCCGCUACCGCGCCUACCUGGAGGCGAACGGCUACGACACACGCCAGCUGGGUCUCAAGAGGGGCGAGACCGUGGAGAGCACCGAGUCCGUGUCUCCCGUAGAGGGCAUCAGCGAGGCCACAAAGGAGGGUAAGACGAUGGACUAG
This is a messenger RNA of Colletotrichum graminicola M1.001, 1530 nucleotides long. Its product is annotated as major facilitator superfamily transporter. Lineage: Eukaryota; Fungi; Ascomycota; Sordariomycetes; Glomerellales; Glomerellaceae. Gene Ontology annotation, biological process: carboxylic acid transport; transmembrane transport. The transcript is spliced from 8 exons. Gene Ontology annotation, cellular component: plasma membrane. The coding region runs from base 1 to 1530 and encodes 509 amino acids. The record is from RefSeq and is a predicted model, not a curated record. Gene Ontology annotation, molecular function: carboxylic acid transmembrane transporter activity.